Messenger RNA from Glycine soja, 697 nucleotides. RefSeq lists its product as uncharacterized. Bases 92 to 544 code for a protein of 150 amino acids. The record is from RefSeq and is a predicted model, not a curated record. The transcript has a single exon. NCBI's taxonomy places the organism in Eukaryota, Viridiplantae, Streptophyta, Magnoliopsida, Fabales, Fabaceae.
AGUACUUGCUGUGCUGAGGUGGUGGUGAUGAGUUGAUAAAAAGAGGGGUAUGUUAAUUGUUAUGUUUUCAUUAUAUAAAUAGCCAGGGUGCAUGCACUUCAAACACCUUGGUCCCCUAAACCAUUUUAUGCUCCCAAGGUUCUCUGUGCUAGUUCUAUACACCAUGAACCUUGAAAAUUGUCACUGUCUGAGCACCAUAAGAAGCAACAGCAAUUUGAGUUGGUCAAGUUAUGAGAGAAUUGGCUACGAUCCAAUUGUGUGUGUCAACGAAUUGGUGACCAGAUUGAAGAUGGGAAGCUGGAAAGCAUUGUGGAGGAAGAUCAAGAGGGAAAGGAGGAGAUUCUUUAGACCUUCACCUGUGUUUCAUGUCCAGUAUGAUCCUACCUCCUACUUACAGAACUUCGACGAUGGCUAUUCCACUGACCCGGAUAAUGUUUCUCGGUCCUUCUCGGCUCGAUUUGCAGCACCCUCCAAGAUCUUUGGGAAAAUUGAAGUGAUGGAUGAUGGAGAAUUAGAGAUAAAUCAUAAGAGUAACAUGUUGUAAUUUUGAGUUCCUUUGGACUCAUUUUCAAUUUUUUUCCGAUGAAUUAUGAUGCAUUGUACAAAUGUUGAGACAUCUAGUUAUUAGUUAAUCUCUUUCACUAUUAGAUGCUAUAGAACUUAAGUUCUAUCUGAUAUUUCCAUUUCUUUUUCCUGA